AUGCCACGGUCAAAGGCUGAAGUGGGAUCGAAGAAGGAGGUGGCCAUUCCCCGGCCCAGUUCUAGCGUAAUUCUCGUUUCUCCAAAGAAUGAGAUCCUUCUUUUGCAUCGUGUCCAGACAUCUUCAUCUUUCGCAUCUGCCCACGUCUUCCCAGGUGGGAAUCUUUCGACGCAGGACGGACCAUGUCCGCCAGCUGAUGACCAUGCCGUGCACGAUGACGCACCUCAUUACCGCAAUGCGGCUAUCAGAGAGCUUUUUGAGGAAAGCGGAAUUCUUCUGGCUAAAGAUGCGAGUACUGGAAAGAUGGUCGUGCUAGACGAGACCACCAGAGAGCAAGGCCGACGACUAAUUCAUCAGAACAAAGUCACUUUCGAUAAGUGGCUGAAACAGCAACACCCGACCGCUGAGCCAGAUAUCGGUAAAUUAAUCCCGUUUACUCGGUGGGUGACGCCUACAAAUGUCCCCAAACGAUACACUACGCAGAUGUAUAUCUAUUUCAUGCCAUUACCCGUCAAUAUAGAGAAAGGGUUACUUGAUGAGCUACCAGCUGAAGGGGAGCGAGAAGAGAUCCAAGUCCCAACUAGUGAUGGCGGCAUCGAGGUUACUGAGGCGCAAUUCCUUCCAGCUUCGGAAUGGCUUCGUCGGGCACAGGCUGCGGAAAUCAUUCUUUUUCCUCCACAAUUCCUUCUCUUGCAUUUGGUCUCUAGUUUCCUUGACCAGGAGCCCCGGUCGGGUGCUUCUAUGGAAGAAUUGGAAAAACGCCGAGCAGCACUCGUCGAGUUUGUUUACUCGGGGUCACCAGCUUGGACAGACAAGUGCAUCUCACCCAGAAUGCUUAAGAUGACUGAGGAUGGGCGGUCAGUUUUGGCACUCGACAAUGCUGGACCCGAGUUGAAAGGGUCUGGUCGGCAAGGCGAGCCAGAUCGGGUUGUGGUAUUGAGGUUUAAGAAGGGAAGUGCAAGGGAGGUGUCUGUAGCAUGGAAGAAGGAUGUACUAAAGGAAGGGAGGAAAGGAGAAAGCAAUCUUUAG
Molecule: messenger RNA, 1029 nt
Organism: Penicillium pulvis
Lineage: Eukaryota; Fungi; Ascomycota; Eurotiomycetes; Eurotiales; Aspergillaceae
Exons: 3
Coding region: 1-1029 (342 amino acids)
Cellular component (GO): mitochondrion
Molecular function (GO): hydrolase activity, acting on acid anhydrides, in phosphorus-containing anhydrides
Source: RefSeq, a predicted model, not a curated record